AUGGAAGAUAAAGCUCAUCACUUUGUUAGCAAGCUAGCCAGUGGAAUUGCUGUGUGGCCGAGAAGCCUUGGAGCACAGGUGGCUGUGGAGGUGCGGCUGCUUACAAAGAUGAGGAAGACAAUGCUGCCAAAGAUCAACCAGCCCAAUCCCCAUAGCGGGAAUUCGAAAAGUGACUUUAUCUUCUUGCAGAGGGAGAAGCAGAAAGAAGCGGUUGCACUGGUACAUAAGUGCUCACACGAAAAGCUGCCACCUUGGGUAGCACUUCAGCGUGGUUUCUUCUCUCGGAAUGAGUUUGAUUCUACUUCAGGGUCUGAAUUCUCAGAGUCGAUUGCGAUUCAGGUCAAGGAGAGAUUUUUCAUAAAAGCCCGCUUUGGAAGCUGAGGAACAUGCGUUCUCUCAGCGCUGGGGGUCUCUUUUCUCGCCGAGUGCCCCUGGAGCCAUCUGACCUACGUGAAUAAACUCAAUUGUCAUC
Messenger RNA from Selaginella moellendorffii, 472 nucleotides. RefSeq lists its product as uncharacterized. The transcript has 2 exons. The record is from RefSeq and is a predicted model, not a curated record. NCBI's taxonomy places the organism in Eukaryota, Viridiplantae, Streptophyta, Lycopodiopsida, Selaginellales, Selaginellaceae. Bases 1 to 381 code for a protein of 126 amino acids.